AUGACAACACUGACAUUAAAGUCUUUUUUACAGAAAAGUCUUCAUAAGACAUGGAGAAAUUCAGUACUAAUCAAUCCAGUUAUUGCAGAACGUGCAGUUAAUACUUUGGAAUUAAAUACAUAUCAUGAUGCAACUAUUAUUGAAAUGAGUCCAGGUCCAGGAAUGAUGACUCAAGCACUGUUAAAAAAAAUUAGACCGAAACAUUAUAUUCUUAUGGAACCCAAUAAAACAUUUCAUCCAAUUCUUGAUGUAGAAUCAUUGGAUUCAAAAAUUCGAGAGAAAGCACCUAAUCAGAUUAUUUUAACAGAAUUAGAUGGUUUUUUAUGGUCAUCAUAUUCUAAGUUAAUAACUCAAGAAUUAUUUAAACCACCAUGCCAAUCAAUGGAUCAGAUUCACACAUCACUUUUGUUUAUGGCGCAUCUUCCAUAUGGGUCUUUGGGAGAACAGUUACUUGUGCAAUUUUUUACUGCACGUUUUGAUGAAAUAUGGAUUCAUCAGUAUGGGCGAAUACGUAUGCUUCUUUGGGUUACAACACCCUUAGCAAAAAGACUUUUAGCAAUACCUGGAAAACAAGGAAGGUGUAGACUUAGUGUUAUUUGUGAAUCUGUUGCUGAUUGCAGAAUUAUUGUUGGAAAUAAUGAUUUUCUAGGGUUACAGCCUACAUUAAAAACAGUAUCAAAUGAUUUUAUUCGAGAGAAAGAUUUAAUAUUAAUAGAGGUUAUUCCAUUAUCAAAAAUUCCAAUCAAAUCUUCACUAGAAAUAUUUGAUUAUGUUGUUAAGCAUCUUUUCGCUUUGAGAAAAACACCUCUUAUAAAAGCAUUAGGAACACUCGGGCCAGGUGCUGAUGUAUUAGCAAAGGAAUUAUCCUUAGAAUUACUUGAAAAAAAAAUAGAUGAAAUGACACGAGAAGAUUUUGAUGAAAUUGCACAACUUUUUGAUAAAUGGCCCUUUAGACCUAAAAUACUGUUUGAUCAGUGGAUAGAUAAUAAAGAAGGAUCAUCCAAUAUAAUUGGUGAUAUAUAA
Pneumocystis jirovecii RU7 is the source of this 1023-nucleotide messenger RNA. Its product is annotated as RNA polymerase specificity factor. The transcript has 7 exons. Bases 1 to 1023 code for a protein of 340 amino acids. Gene Ontology annotation, biological process: transcription initiation at mitochondrial promoter. Gene Ontology annotation, cellular component: mitochondrial DNA-directed RNA polymerase complex; mitochondrial matrix. Gene Ontology annotation, molecular function: mitochondrial transcription factor activity. The record is from RefSeq and is a predicted model, not a curated record. NCBI's taxonomy places the organism in Eukaryota, Fungi, Ascomycota, Pneumocystomycetes, Pneumocystales, Pneumocystaceae.